Molecule: messenger RNA, 2491 nt
Organism: Sitophilus oryzae (rice weevil)
Lineage: Eukaryota; Metazoa; Arthropoda; Insecta; Coleoptera; Curculionidae
Product: zinc finger protein 62
Exons: 5
Coding region: 398-2374 (658 amino acids)
Biological process (GO): negative regulation of transcription by RNA polymerase II; regulation of cytokine production; regulation of immune system process
Source: RefSeq, a predicted model, not a curated record
AUUUAAUAAUAAAAUUGAUUAUAAUAGGAUACCAAUUAUUGAAAUAAAUGAUUUUAAAUUUGAGGAUUAAUGUUAGUUAGUCUUUAUAAAAUUGAAUACAAAUGAUUUAAAUUUUAAUUUUUUUUAAACAUUUUAUUUUAAACUCCUAUAGUGGCGACAUCUUAUAAAGAGGGGUAAAGACUAAUACAUUUUCAAAUAUGAAAUCGAUAAUAAAUUUUAGUUAAUCUCGCGUUAAUCUUGUUUGAAUUUGAAUUUAAAAAUUGGCGGGGAAAGGGCCUAAAGCCCGUAACCAUGACAGUCGCAGGGCAGGAUAUUAUUCAAAUGUUUUCGGUGACAUAUUUCAAAAUAUUCGACAUCGUCUAACUUAUUUUUAAAAAUCACGGCCGGCCGUCGGAAAAUGAGCUACACUGUCGUGAUCCUGAUGCACAAAAUCGUCGACGACCGGAUCGUAUCUACGGUCAGAGACGAAAAAAACUCUAGACUCGCCCUGGAUAUGGUGAUGCGAACGUACCUCAACCCCGACAGAAUUAGACUGAAUAUAUCGAAUUAUAGUGAGGAGAAGGUAAGUUUAAAUAUCGACGAUCACUUGCAUAUCCAGGAUUCAUUGGUGAUAGAGGCGCUCAAUGAGAACGAGAUGAUAAUGUACGAGCGAAUGAAUUUGAAUUUUCCUACGUUGACCAAGUGCCAGAAUUGCGAAACGAAUUUUCCGACGAAAUAUCAGUAUCAGCGGCAUCAGUGCGAUUUUGACGUCAACAAGGUGGUUUUCAAAACCUGCCCUGACGAUGAAAUUGCAGAAAAUAUAACAGAAAAUAAGAAAAAAACAGAGUGCGAAAUAUGCGGCAAGUUUUUCGCGAGCAAAAUUAACCUGGAAAAACACCAAGAGACCCAUUCCGCUCACGAUAAUAUCUGCGAGUUUUGUGCGAAGCGGUUUGUCAGCGAAAACCGGCUGAGAAUUCAUAAGGAAAAUCAUUGCAAGAAGGCGGGUGACGUUGCCAAGUUUUAUCGCAGCGAUGUUACAGUGUGGAAGUGUAGAAAAUGCCACGAAGUGUUUUCUUCCGCUGAAAUUGCGGUGCAUCACGUAGAAAUUUGUCAGGAAUCUGGAGAUAAUAACGAAAACAAGGAAAACUUUAUCGAGAAAAUUUCUACCGAGAUUCUGCUGCAGUGCGAGUUCUGUAACAGAACUUAUUCUGAUAAAAAUCUGUUAUUGAUGCACCAAAGAAAGCACACUACCGCAAAAAACUACGAAUGCGUUAACUGUUUGAGGACUUUUGACUCUUUUUGUACGGCUUCGUCUCACUGGCUGAAAAAAUGCACGGAAUUUUCAAAUUUAUUUUACUUACCUCGAUUGUCUUACUGCGAGUACUGUGAUCGCACGUUCAAGUCUCACGAUAUCCUCUACAAUCACAAAACAAAGAAGAAGCACUAUACCCCGAAACUACAUUCGCGUGCGGAUGGCCCGCAAAAGCUUGACGAAGAUGGAGAAGUAAAACCGUUGAUUGAGAAUAAGGAUAUUGUGAACAAACUUAUAGAGGAUGUGCUAAAAACUCUAGAGGUACCUGUGAAUGACUUGGAUGAUGGAGGUGAGGUCCAAAUGCAAGAGAUCAAGGUGAAAAUUGAACCCGGAGUGGAAGAUCUUUCAAGUUCUAGGUUGGAGCAGGAAAUUAUAGAAGAACAGAUAAAACCACCUAAAAAACGUAAAUUACAAUCACGUAAUUCUUCUACUAAGCCCAAAAAGCACGCUUCAGCCACCGAUGAAGGUUUCAAGUACCAAUGCGAGCGGUGCAUCAAGGUUUUCAGUUCUGUAAACGCUUUGGAAAAUCACAGAAAUAAUGAACACGCCGCAUCGUUUUGCUGUGAAGAAUGUAACCAGACUUUGCCUUCGGCCAAAGCGUUGCUGAUCCAUUGCAGGGCUCACAAAAGUUUAAAACCGUACGUUUGCGAUACUUGCGGGCGCAGUUACUCGCAAACUUCCCAUCUGUGGCAGCACAUGAGAUUCCAUCAAGGUAUCAAACCGUUUGCCUGUCCACACGAAGGUUGUGAAGCCAGGUACACAAUCCGUCCAGAUUUGAAAGAUCACAUUCGCAAGGUUCACACUAGAGAAAGACCUUUCAAGUGCAACGUCUGCAACAAGUGCUUUUUGACAGGUUCCGUCUACUACCAACACCGUCUCAUACAUACCAACGACCGAAGAUACGGCUGUGAGAUUUGCCACAAGAGAUUUUUCAGGGCUGAUGCAUUGAAUAACCACAAAAGAAUCCACACAGAUGAACGGCCUUAUCCUUGCUCAGUAUGUGGCAGGGAAUUUCGACAGAAAGGUGAUAGAAACAAGCAUGUGAAAACUCAGCAUCCCGAAUACUCAUUAAAUAGGAUUUAGAAUCAAAUAUAUUUGUCGUUUUAUCGUUUGAAAAAUUGUGUUUAUUAAAUUUUAUUGUUAAUUUUAAUUGUAGUAGGUUGGAUGUUUCUUAAAAAAUUGUUUCUGUAUAAUUUUAAA